AUGCAGCGGGAAGGGGAUAAGAUAUAUCUUGACUUCUUGAAUAAGAGUAGGAAGCUUGUUUUCCGGAUUACUAGCAAGUAUGACUUGAGAAGGAUCAGGGAGUUGUUAGGAGGGCAUAUUUUAUCUAGCCUUGGAUCACAAAGCGAAGAGUCUAUGGGGUUUGUCGAAGAGGUUGUUACUUUCACUGAAGGCAUCUGUGAGUAUACGAAGUUUAUUUCUGGAAGUAAGAAGGUAUAUACCUUGGUUCUUAAGAAUUCUGUGCAAGCAGAAUUGGAUGAACAAGAGAGAAUGGUACAGAAGGCACUGAAUGUUUUAAGUAAAAACACUAAGGAAAACAAGAUCGACUUAGUUGAUGGGGCAGGGAGAUUUGAGAAAAGAUUGUCAAAGAUAUUUCUGGAGAGAUCUGCUGCUUCAAAGGAGGGAAAGGGUCUUGUAUACAAAUGCAUUGGAAAGGUGCUUGGAGGAUUUGGGUCUUCUGAUGCAGAAAUCUAUGAUGUGUACAAUUCUAAGGUGAAGGCAUUGAAGUACUCUAUCGAGUUUAUCUCCACAUUGUUUGAAACCAGCGACUAUCUUAUCGGAAAGCCUGAGGCUAUGAACAUUACUCCCAGAAAUAACCAGAACUGGGAUGAGGAUCACUAA
This is a messenger RNA of Encephalitozoon romaleae SJ-2008, 639 nucleotides long. RefSeq names its product T complex protein 1 theta subunit. NCBI's taxonomy places the organism in Eukaryota, Fungi, Microsporidia, Unikaryonidae. Gene Ontology annotation, cellular component: chaperonin-containing T-complex. Gene Ontology annotation, biological process: protein folding. The record is from RefSeq and is a predicted model, not a curated record. Bases 1 to 639 code for a protein of 212 amino acids. The transcript has a single exon. Gene Ontology annotation, molecular function: ATP-dependent protein folding chaperone; ATP binding.